UUGUGCAGCCACUCUGUGAGAGAAAGAGAUAGUGUGGGAGGGAGAGAGGAGCGGAGGAGAGAAAAUGACGACGAGGUUCAAGAAGAACAGGAAGAAGAGAGGCCACGUCAGCGCCGGUCACGGUCGUAUCGGGAAGCACCGCAAGCAUCCCGGUGGUCGGGGUAACGCCGGUGGCAUGCACCACCACCGCAUCCUCUUCGACAAGUACCAUCCCGGUUUCUUCGGAAAGGUGGGUAUGCGCUACUUCCACAAACUCCGCAACAAAUUCUACUGCCCCAUCGUCAACAUUGAUAAGCUAUGGUCCCUCCUACCCCAGGAGGCCAAGGACAAGGCCACCGCCGACAAGGCGCCAUUGCUCGAUGUCACCCAGUUCGGUUACUUUAAGGUUUUGGGUAAAGGGGUUUUGCCUCAGAACCAGCCUCUGGUCGUGAAGGCCAAGCUUGUUUCCAAGAUCGCCGAGAAGAAGAUCAAGGAGGCAGGUGGAGCCGUCGUUCUCACCGCCUGAUUUUUUUAGGGUAUUUUUAUUUAAAAGGAUUUUGAGAUCUGUUGUUAUUUUUGGUUUUGGUUCUUGUUUUAAUCUGUCUGAACUGGAUUAGUUUAAAUGUUUUUUUUUAUAUUCUCAAUGUUCUGGAUUAUAUCGUUUUUUGUUGCGUGUUAUGGUAUGUGAUGGGAGUUUUACAUGCACAAAUCGGUAUUUACAAUACGGAUUUGGAACGAGGCGACUAAGGUUAAUGUUGGAUAUAAUUAAAAACAGUGCUUUGUUGGAA
This is a messenger RNA of Glycine soja, 767 nucleotides long. Its product is annotated as 60S ribosomal protein L27a-3. Bases 65 to 505 code for a protein of 146 amino acids. Gene Ontology annotation, biological process: translation. The record is from RefSeq and is a predicted model, not a curated record. Gene Ontology annotation, molecular function: structural constituent of ribosome. Lineage: Eukaryota; Viridiplantae; Streptophyta; Magnoliopsida; Fabales; Fabaceae. Gene Ontology annotation, cellular component: ribosome; cytosolic large ribosomal subunit. The transcript has a single exon.